GAAUCUGAAGAUUCCGCAAGUAAAUAGCGAGGUAUGAUAAAAACUUCACUUAAAAUACCUGGCGAGUUGCCUGAAACGUCGUUUCUCUCGCUGUAGUGUCUGAACUCUGAAGCCCGAGUUAUCCGCGAUCUGCUACAUACCCGUCGCCCAUGGAUUCCUGCCCUUCUGUGAAGAAUAUCCUUCUCCUUGAUUCAGAGGGGAAGCGUGUUGCUGUCAAGUACUAUUCAGAUGACUGGCCUACUAAUAGUGCAAAGGAAGCUUUUGAGAAGGCUGUAUUUACCAAGACUCAGAAGACAAAUGCCCGAACAGAAGCGGAGAUAGCUAUGUUUGAGAACAAUAUAAUUGUCUACAAGUUUGUUCAAGACCUGCACUUCUAUGUUACUGGUAGUGAAGAUGAAAGUGAGCUCAUCUUGGCCACUGUUCUUCAGGGGUUCUUUGAUGCUGUUGGCAUUUUGCUUAGGGGCAAUGUCGACAAGAGGGAGGCCCUUGAAAAUUUGGAUCUCAUUCUUUUAUGCAUCGAUGAAAUUGUUGAUGGCGGGAUUAUUCUGGAAACUGAUGCAAAUAGCAUUGCAAGUAAAGUUGCAAGUCAUAGUAUAGAUUCCGGAGCGCCACUGUCUGAGCAGACAAUAAGCCAAGCACUUGCAACUGCUCGCGAGCAUCUUACUAGAUCCCUUCUGAAGUGAUGAUGUGGUGGACUAAUCUAAAAUAAAAAUAUAUAAAAGAAAAGGAAAGAAAGAAUUCUGCUUCAGUUUUUUGGGUCUCCUGUCAAUAAGCUUUGGUUGUUGAGGCUGAUCUAUGCUGUAACAGAUUUGACAUUCAUUAGUUCCAACAAUUUGGAAAUGUAGUUUAUUCUGUUCUUGAUUUUGGGAUUUACGCUUCUCUUGACGAGACACUUGGGAAGACAUUAUUGAGUAUGGAGUCAGACUAUUGAGAUUCU
Molecule: messenger RNA, 937 nt
Organism: Sesamum indicum (sesame)
Lineage: Eukaryota; Viridiplantae; Streptophyta; Magnoliopsida; Lamiales; Pedaliaceae
Product: coatomer subunit zeta-1
Biological process (GO): retrograde vesicle-mediated transport, Golgi to endoplasmic reticulum; intra-Golgi vesicle-mediated transport; intracellular protein transport
Cellular component (GO): COPI vesicle coat
Source: RefSeq, a predicted model, not a curated record